This is a messenger RNA of Diachasmimorpha longicaudata, 2154 nucleotides long. RefSeq names its product tRNA-dihydrouridine(16/17) synthase [NAD(P)(+)]-like (gene Dus1). The transcript has 9 exons. Gene Ontology annotation, molecular function: flavin adenine dinucleotide binding; tRNA dihydrouridine synthase activity. Gene Ontology annotation, biological process: tRNA processing. Lineage: Eukaryota; Metazoa; Arthropoda; Insecta; Hymenoptera; Braconidae. The record is from RefSeq and is a predicted model, not a curated record. Bases 103 to 1584 code for a protein of 493 amino acids.
UUCAGUGUAUCCUCUUUGCCUGAUUCUCUGUGAUCCAUGUGACAGACUGCACAGGCCCUAUUGUUAUUUUGGAGUGUUGUGGAGUGAGAAUAAUAAGUGACAAUGGUUUCGAAGAAUCAAAAAGAUAUGAUUGAAUUCACAAAGAACGAGGACUCUGGCAAUUCAAUAGAAGAGCCCACGGAAGAAAUAGAAGACCUUUGGGAAAAACUGGGAAGACCUCGGAACAUCGUAGCCCCAAUGGUGGACGCGAGUGAGCUGGCUUGGCGACUCCUCUGUCGUCGUCACAACGCACAUCUCUGCUACACUCCCAUGUACCACGCUCAAGUUUUCUGUCGAGACACCAAAUAUAGGAACGAUGCACUCGCAAGCUCCCCCGAGGAUCGACCGCUCAUACUUCAAUUCUGUGGAAAUGAUCCCCUUACACUGUUGGAGGCGGCACAACUGGCCGAACCGUUUUGUGAUGCCAUUGACAUUAAUAUUGGAUGUCCCCAGGCAAUUGCGAAACGAGGACAUUACGGUGCCUUUUUACAGGACGACUGGGAACUCCUGAAGAAGAUAGUUAAAACCUUGAGUACAGAACUAAAAAUCCCCGUUACAUGUAAACUUCGAGUGUUCCCCGAGAUAGAGAAGACCGUGGCAUAUGCUAAGAUGUUGGAGGCAUCAGGAGCACGAUUAUUGACAGUUCAUGGAAGAACGAGAGAGCAGAAGGGUCCAAUGACAGGGUUGGCCUCUUGGGAGCACAUAAAAGCUGUUCGUGAUGCUGUGAAAAUCCCAGUAUUUGCAAAUGGCAAUAUCCAGUGCAUCCAAGACGCUGACAGAUGCAUUGCCGAAACUGGGGUACAAGGGGUGAUGUCAGCGGAGGGAAAUUUAUUCAAUCCCUUAAUUUUUGAGGGAGUCUAUCCCCCGAGUUGGGAACCAGCUGAAGACUACCUGAAUCUAGUGGAGAAAUAUCGAGCCCCACCUGCUUUCAUUCGCGGACACUUAUUCAAAUUAUUCCAGCAUACAUUAUGUUUACCAGAAAACACAGAAGAGAGAGCCAGUUUAGCCGGCAAUUCGAGUAUGGAAAGCUUUAAAUCUGUAGUUAGCAAAUUGAAGGAACGCUAUUUGCCUUAUCACGAGGGAAAAAUCGUGUGGGAGUCGAUGCAAGAAGACUACAAUUUAGUACUCCCUCCUUGGCUCUGUCAACCGUACGUUCGAGACACCCCCGAGGUUCACAUGAACAAAGUUGAAGCCAGAAGAAAAGAACUUGAAAGUAUAGGGGUGAAGCGGGACUAUCUGGAUGACGAGGGCAACAUCGUUUCCCGAAAGAAGAUGAAGAAGCUGAGGAGAAUGGCCAGGAAACCCCAUCGGGGCCCAACUGUUAGGAAGGGCUCAAACCUUUGCACAAGUUGCCCGAAUCCUGUGGGUACCAAGUGUGAGUACAAGAUGUGCCGUCAAUGCUGUAGAACUCAAUGCUUUAAUGACAACCUCGACUGUCUAGGCCACAGGAACCUCACGAAAACCCGGAGGAAAAUGGCAGUAGAGUUUCGAAUGCAACGAGGAGAAGAAUUUACCACAGAAAAAAUUAUCAAUAAGAGUGACUAACACCAAAUGUUGUGUAUUUUUUAAUAAAAUAAUAAUUAAAAUUAUUUUCGCAAAUAAUUUAUGGACUUAUUUGUCAUUGAUGAGUCAUCUUCGCCUUCAACUCAGACGACAAAGCCGCAGUAGCCAAUCACUUUUUCCAGUUGAGGCAUGAAAAACAUCUCUAUGAGGAGGAUUUAGGAGUAAUAAAUAACAGAAACAAAGAAAACGGAAAAAGAAUGAAUGUAAAGAAAUGGCAUUGUAACCAGAUAAUUUAUUCAAUCGUCAUCAUAACUUAACUAUAACAUGAUAAUUUAUGUACAUAGGGAUGAUGAACUGUACACAUUUAUUUUUACACAAUUAAAAAUCUAUUAAUCUACACUGAGGUUGGUGAAAACAGCCUCGUCGAGGUCUCAAACAAAUCUGCAAUUUUUCUACUAAAUUUCUGACUCGUCGUUUCGUCACUUGUUUCACUGGACCAGGAUUUCUUGCUGCACAGCAUCAUGAGCAUUAAAACUGGGAGGUGAAUUAAAGAGAAACGAAACAGCUUUCGGGAACUUGCGCUGUCUGAUUUCUUAUUGAAUUGCCAAGCUA